This is a messenger RNA of Frankliniella occidentalis (western flower thrips), 1770 nucleotides long. RefSeq names its product tyrosine--tRNA ligase, mitochondrial (gene TyrRS-m). Gene Ontology annotation, molecular function: RNA binding; ATP binding; tyrosine-tRNA ligase activity. Gene Ontology annotation, cellular component: mitochondrion; cytosol. NCBI's taxonomy places the organism in Eukaryota, Metazoa, Arthropoda, Insecta, Thysanoptera, Thripidae. The transcript has 9 exons. The coding region runs from base 313 to 1686 and encodes 457 amino acids. Gene Ontology annotation, biological process: tyrosyl-tRNA aminoacylation. The record is from RefSeq and is a predicted model, not a curated record.
GUUGUGUACCCAAUGUUCUCAUCCAUGAGAAUUCCUCCUAAACAUUGAAGUUUACUCUCUCCUAUUGUACCCACAUAACCUAUCGAAUUGCAUGAGUUUUUCAGUAAACGACAUAGAAAAAUAUAUUCGUGUGAUAAAGGAGCCUGGCAAAUUUCAAGUGUAGCUAGUUAUCAGCUUGGGGAUGCCUAUUGAGUACUUAGCUGCCUUUGUCAGGAUUGCCUUCUGUCGGUGAAUUGCCCUGAUAAUAGAUGUGUAUGUACAGCGAAUGCACUGAUUUUAUAUUGAAUAGCUGUUUAAGUUAUCAAAACCAUCAUGAAACGUAUUUUUGAAUCAUCGAGACCAAUAGCUAGGCUCGUAUGUCGACGAUGGAAGAGUUCUAGUUCAAAAAGUGUCUUGAAUCUCCAUGAAAGAGGCAUGUACAAAGACAUUUUCCCAGGAAAAGCAGCCACGGAAAUUGACAAUCUUUUAAAAAGUUCAAGUCAGUGUGUAUAUGCUGGCUUCGACCCAACUGCUGACAGCCUUCACGUCGGUAAUCUUCUUGUCCUUGUGAACCUUCUUCAUUGGCAAGCAUCUGGUCACCAAGUUAUUGCAUUGAUUGGAGGAGCUACAGGCCACAUAGGCGACCCAAGUGAACGAAAUACAGAACGGCCUUUGAUUUCAUCUCAAAACGUGUUCAAGAACGCUGAUGGAAUCAAGAAGAAUAUAGAGUGUGUUUUUGAAAACUAUAGAAAACAUUUUUCUAAUGGUGCGGAACUACAUCCUGUUAAGAUAGUUAAUAAUUAUGAUUGGUACAAGCAAAUGAAUGCAGUUGAAUUUGUUGGCUAUGUAGGAAGACACUUCCGAAUGGGUACAAUGCUUGGGAGAGAAAGCGUGUCUCAAAGAUUAUCUUCUGAGAGUGGCAUGAGUUUUACAGAGUUCACCUACCAAAUAUUUCAAGCGUAUGACUGGUUACAUUUGUUUCGGACAAACAAUUGCAAAUUUCAGAUUGGUGGUAGCGAUCAGAUGGGUAAUAUUGUCUCAGGACAUGAUUUAAUCAGCAGGGUAGAGGACAAAUCAGUGUACGGAAUCACCUUACCAUUAAUCAAAUCUGAAUCAGGCGAUAAAUUUGGGAAGUCAGCAGGGAAUGCAAUAUGGCUCUCUGCAUCAAAAACUUCUUCUUACGAUUUGUAUCAGUUCUUUGUCCGCACACCAGAUGCAGAUGUAGAACAGCUUCUGAAGCUCUUCACUUUUCAUAAUCUAGGCUUUAUAAAAGAUAUAAUGAAAAAGCACAAGGAUGACCCAUCCAAAUGGACAGCCCAAAAAGUCUUGGCCCAGGAUGUCACCACUCUUGUACAUGGAGAGGAAGGUCUAAGGAUAGCACAGUUGUCAUCCACUAUUUUACAUGGCUCAGAUAUUGCAGCAUUGUCAUCUUUAACUGACAAUGAAACCAGGCAAAUUUUUAUGGGCACACCAGUCAAAGAACUCAUGUUAACACAAGGAAUGACUUUUCUAGAUGUAAGCCGUAAAGCUGGAUGUUUCCCAUCAGACAGUGAUGCAAGGAGAAUAAUAUCUGCAGGUGGAUUUUCCGUUAAUUAUCAGAAGCUUAGUAACCCUGAUGAAAUAUUUUCUGUUGGGCAUAUCUUGCCUUCCAAAUAUUCUGUACUUCGUGUUGGUAAAAAAAAUUUCUUUUUGGUACACUGGAUUUAAAAGCCAACAUGCCUGUGUAUUAGCUCACCUCUACUGUACUGGAAUGACACUAUGGUAAAAUAAAUAUUGGUUGUUCAAAGUGAA